Rosa chinensis is the source of this 495-nucleotide messenger RNA. RefSeq lists its product as uncharacterized. The coding region runs from base 1 to 495 and encodes 164 amino acids. The record is from RefSeq and is a predicted model, not a curated record. NCBI's taxonomy places the organism in Eukaryota, Viridiplantae, Streptophyta, Magnoliopsida, Rosales, Rosaceae. The transcript has a single exon.
AUGUCAACAUCAGUCGCGGCUGACGCCCUCUCGAGCAUGCUCCACCAUCUUCCACCCACUCUCUCCCUCCCCACUCACCGCGCACAGUCAGCCACGUGUCCUUCGGUUUCGGUGGUCUUUUUGUCCCAAGCUCAAUCCAACCAUUCUCCUCGAAACUCGGGUUCUUCCAACUCACUAACAACUCCAUCCCUCCCCAACUCGGCCGAGUUGGAAGCGCUGUCGCUCUUUGACCUACCCAGGGAGAAGAAACAAGCGAGUUUCCCGAGGAACUGGCCUGUUAGAUUUGAGGAAGGAGAUGAAGUUGACGAUGAUGACGUGGACGGACUCGGCGAGUCGUUUUGUCUAAACGAGUCAUGUUAUACUGAGUCUGCUGGGUUGUCCUUGGCUUCUCUAAGCGAUUUCAAUCGUGCUUUGGAGAAAGUAGGGUUGGAGGUGAUUGAUCUGCUUUGUAGGCCAGUCGGGUUUGAAAGUCCUCUAGGGAAGGAUGAUUGGUAA